Mobula hypostoma (lesser devil ray) is the source of this 2701-nucleotide messenger RNA. Its product is annotated as zinc transporter ZIP12-like. The record is from RefSeq and is a predicted model, not a curated record. Gene Ontology annotation, biological process: zinc ion import across plasma membrane; intracellular monoatomic cation homeostasis. NCBI's taxonomy places the organism in Eukaryota, Metazoa, Chordata, Chondrichthyes, Myliobatiformes, Myliobatidae. The coding region runs from base 189 to 2288 and encodes 699 amino acids. Gene Ontology annotation, molecular function: monoatomic cation:bicarbonate symporter activity; zinc ion transmembrane transporter activity. Gene Ontology annotation, cellular component: plasma membrane. The transcript is spliced from 13 exons.
GGCAACCAGAACACUUUGAGUAGUAGCUGCUAAUCUCUGAACUGUUAUGUAAUUCUCACUAAUAGGAACGGAGGCUAAGGAAGACAUUAGAGGUCUUGUAUCGGAAGAAGAAUUCUAUGCAUUUAGUUGAAAGACCUGAGAAUUAAAGAGAAGAAUACAUCAGAAAAAGUAAGAGACGAAGACAGAAUAUGCCGCUCUGGAAAGUGCCUUUUGGCGUCUGUAUUAUCUAUGCCAGUUUUGUUUGCACUUACGCCAAAGGACAUACCAACAAGCACAGUCAGACUGAUGACCAAACACACGGGUACCUGAGGGAAUUUCUACAAGUCUUGUCCCUGAAUAACCACAGUACAUUUUCUGAGAGUCAAACUAGAAACCUAAUUCAAAAGCUGUGGGAUCGAGUACAAUGCACAGAAAGGAUAGCUGGCAGCAAGGACCAAUGUGACAAGUGCCUUUCGCUAGAUGUUCUUUUCUCAAUAAUAGAAAGAGGUGACAAGGAACAUCGUCUACAUGAAGAUGCAUUUCACAGGCUUUCCGUUAUCCUUCUUUAUUAUAUUAUUUACAUGCAAGAUGUGUGCACAUUGGACACUCCUCAAAAAGAUAAGGAGUUUGGAUUUUAUCUGAAUGCAAUUUUAAGUUUUAAAUCAGACCAAGACAUAAAUCAUCUGUCACAUGAUGAACUUAGCAACCUUCUGGAAACCAUACAAGAACAUUACACAGUUUCCUCUUGGAGUCAGUGUUUCAAUGCUGACUGGCUAGAGGAGCAAACUGGCAUAGUGAGUCCACCAGGUGCUGACGAAUCGACUCUUCCUCAAUUGGCUGGCGCAAUCAUCACUUCCAUUUUGCAAGGCCGCUGUAUUGGAAGUUCAGCUUUACCCAACCCAAGCUUUUUCACCGAUUUUAUUUUCAGAUCACUAAACGGUACAAAAACUAUAAGGAUAGCAGAUUUAAAACAGAUCCUUCAUCAGCUGGGCCUGGGAAGAUACUAUGCAUCGCCAUUACACGACCAUGAAAACCAUAUAACUAGAGGAGCAAAGCACUUCGAAAGCUCCAGAGAACUACUUUUUGGAACAAAGCAAAACCAAGAUCAUCAUUGUGAUCUCUUAUCCGAUGAUAGCUUUACUUGGGAAAAGGUUUGCUUUUCUGCUGACCAGCUUGUCAGGAUCUUCUUUAAUGACAGUGAUUCUCUUAUUUCAAAAGACCACUUUGAUGAGAUCAGCCCAGCUAUUAUUCAACAGUUGCUUAGUGGAGCUUGUCAACAUGGAGGCUGGAAACACACACAAUCCACCAUCUUACCAACUAACGUUGAGAAAUAUGGAUACAGUACAGUGGCUGUCUUGAUAAUUACAGUGAGCUCCAUGUGUGGCAUCACCCUACUCAUUUUCAACUCUUACAAACAGACGUACCAGCUCAUUCUACAGUUCUUUGUAGGUAUAGCAGUUGGAACAAUGUCAGGUGAUGCAUUGUUACAUCUCUUGCCACAGGUCCUUGGUCUACACACACAUGAACAAGAAACCAACAGCCACUCUUCUGAAAGCAGAGGGUACAUCUGGAAAAUGUUUACAGUACUUGGAGGAAUAUAUGCAUUUUUCCUAAUUGAAAAAAUUUUCAAACUCAUCCUAACAUUUAGAGGUCAGACAUUUGGAAAUGAACAGUUGGCACAUUCACAUGAUGUUCCAAUGGAGUCUAACCCUGACAGGGAAUCAGAGAGGGGCAAAUCUAUUUCCACUCUGCAACUGCAAAAUCCGGAAGAUUCAGAAAAUGUUGAAAAUCCUACAGAUCACGCAAUAGAGAGUGACUCUGCAAAUGUCAAAAAGAAAGCAUUUAAUGUGUUGGCAGUUAUGAUUGUGGUGGGAGACAGCAUGCAUAACUUUGCAGAUGGCUUGGCCAUUGGUGCAGCCUUCUCAUCAUCGACCGAGACUGGUAUCACCACUACUAUUGCCAUAUUAUUUCAUGAAAUUCCCCAUGAAAUGGGGGACUUUGCUGUGCUUCUGAACUCUGGUUUAUCAGUAAGGAUGGCCAUCCUGAUGAAUCUAUUUAGUGCACUAACUGCUUUUAUUGGAGUCUACAUUGGCCUCUCCCUGUCAGCUGAUCUCAAUGUUCAGCAGUGGAUUUUCACAGUGACAGCAGGGAUGUUCCUGUACCUUUCAUUGGUAGAAAUGCUUCCUGAGAUGGCACAUGUAAAAACAACACAACCCUGGUUGAUGUUCACCUUUCAGAACAUUGGAUUGAUUCUAGGAUGGGCUUGCCUUCUUCUUCUUGGCCUAUUUGAACAUAGGUUUAUCAUAUAAUUUUAUUUCAAGUGCCCACUAUUACCAAGAGAAAAUGACUACAAUUCCAAAUAAUGCACUAUGCUUUUGAAUCUUAAAUUUGUUCCUAGGGAGAUUGGAAACUGUAAUAAUGAAAUUAUGCCUAUGACCACUACUAAUAUAGUAAUUAUUUUGCAAUAUAAUUACAAAAACCUCUGAACAGUUUUACUAAAUACAUUGUAGUAUUAGUGCUAACUCCAUCCAUGAACUGUUUAAUUUAAAAAAAAUAUUUAUCAUAUUUGGAGCAAAAUAAUGAGGUAAAAAUUAGUUUAUUAUUAAUAGUAGCAGUGAAUAGAAUAUUAUUAUAUCCUGCUACUUAAAAAAAAGCUUUUCCUUAUAUAGUUACUAUAUAAAUUCUGUUUGUUUAAUCAAACUGAGUAGUAUUAUAAAACAAA